Molecule: messenger RNA, 4618 nt
Organism: Triplophysa dalaica
Lineage: Eukaryota; Metazoa; Chordata; Actinopteri; Cypriniformes; Nemacheilidae
Gene: sytl2a
Product: synaptotagmin-like 2a
Exons: 17
Coding region: 437-4027 (1196 amino acids)
Biological process (GO): exocytosis; intracellular protein transport
Cellular component (GO): plasma membrane; exocytic vesicle
Molecular function (GO): small GTPase binding; neurexin family protein binding
Source: RefSeq, a predicted model, not a curated record
AGCAGUUUUUGCACAUAGUUCGCAAUUCGACUCAACCAAUUGAGUUAUCUAUAGACGACAGCACGACUGUGUUCGUGUAGUAGAGGAUAACUUUAAAUGCCACACACGCACUCGUGCGCGCAUUGCUUCAAAACUGGCGUGUCAAACGAUGGAUGAAUAUUCCCAAGUGUUCCUCCAAUGGGAUAUCACUGUACUCGAGGACUUCAGAUGUUAAAACUGUGCAGUGACGGACGGUAUUGGAAAAAUAAGCUUGGGCUUUCUCUAGUUUUGUUUCUGACUCCUCAGGAGGGAUGGAUUAAGCACUAUUGAGGUUUUACAGGUCUCCCAUGAUGUACUUCAUGAAUCACCAAGCAUCACUUCCCAAGGUCACCCAACAAUCAGAGAUGAUCCGAGACUGAUCUGAGAUCUGUUAGCACCUCUUAGCAAACUCACAACCAUGAUUGACCUGAGCUAUCUGACAGACGAGGAGCAGGGAAAGAUACUGGCAGUGCUGAAGAGAGAUACCAAGCUCAAGAACUCAGAAGAACAAAGAAUCAAGAAGCUACAUAAAACAGAGAAAGAUAAAAGCAGGCUUAAGUAUUUGACUGGGGAGUGGUUCUAUGAGUCAAAAUAUCACAGACACAGAGACAAGAUCUAUGGCUCCGACAUCAUCAGAGCGUCGAUGGGACUGAGAAAGCCAGUGACCAUAUUGGAACUUUCUCAGAGAUGGGAUGAGAAAGACGGUUUUGCGAACCGUGAGAAGAGAGAUGUUUUCAUUCCUCCAGAACUCGUAGGGCUUAUUGAGGAGCCGUCCACUCAAUCCCAGAGUGACAGGGUGGAUGAUCUUCAUUCUCCAGACCCCCAGGAACAACAGAGACCUCAAAUCAAGACCAGACAGAAUCCCUUCAAUAGUGUGAACUUGCAGAGAGUCGCAGACGGGCGUAUCAAUGGAGUGAAGGAGGCUGAUCAGACACCUACUGAGGAUCAUCAUGAGCUUUGUGCUGAGCCUCAGUCCACACAGGUGUCCAACUUCACCUCCACUGCUGAUUUAACAGGUAAGGCUUUUCAAUUGAGCAAUGAGUGCCAGACUCAUAAGGUCACAGAGGAAGAGGGUCGCUCAAUUCCUAAGGUACUUGAAUGGCUCUGGCGAGAUUCCCAAGAUGGAAAACUAACAAAAUCAGUCCAGAGAGAGAAGAACCAAAUGGAUCCAAAGGAUUGUGGAACAUCAAGAGCUGAAUCGCCCGUUGUACAGCAAAAGACUAUGCCAUCACCAAAGCCACAUAGGGGGCUUUUUGCAUUGUUUUCAAGAGCAGAGAAUAAAAACAGGAGUCUUGAAGUUUUAGUAACCAAUGAGGAAGUGACAAGUCAAGAUAACUCAACUUCAGAAUUUAAGCCUGACGCAGAUGAUAAUAUAGGUCUGCAGGAUCAAAACACAAAGUCAAAAAUAUUGCAGUUGGAGAAUGGAAACAAAGCAGGCGGUCCUGUUUGUGAAGAUAGUUUUCAGAGAGAGAUAUUCCUCCAAACUGAGGUAUCACCAGGUAGACUUGCCAACCUCAAGUCAUUCUGGGAAAGAGGUAUGAGAAGGCCAAAAAUACCAAGCAUGAAAAAUGAUGAAGAUGAAAAACAAGAAAGUGAACCAUCCCCACAAAAUGUUUGCAAUGCUUUGGAUUUGAGUAUUGGACUAUUAAAGUCCAAUGAGGUUAUAUUAUCAAAUCAAAAUGAAAAACCUUCUGAUCUGGACAGCAGUGAGGUCAAUGAAGACCCAGUAACUAAACAACAAACAGACUUGAUUAAAACUGAUGUCGAGUCACUGUUAUCCAGUUCACUGCUAAAUGACACAGAUAAUACUCCUGACGAUAAGCUGAAGGGGGAUGCUCUCACUGAGUCGCUCUCCACCGAUACAUCUGACCAGAGGAAAGAAAUCUCUACUUUUAAAAUGUCCCUCAGUCAACAGGAAAAUAAGUUACCAAUCGAUGAUCUCAAGUCAUUCUGGGAGAAGGAAAGAAGUGUACUUGUAGGUAAUGUAACACAUCAAGAGUCAUCUUCGCAAUGUUCCUCAAUAGAACUUGAUAUCAUGUCAGACAGUCCAGAUCUGAUGAGAUCUCUAAACCGAAUGAGUUUGUCUUCAAACAAAGAUGACGGUUUGAUUGUGAAGGAAGAGGAGAUGGAAAUGAACAAGAAAAAACAAAGCCUAAGCACAUUGCCAGAACAAAAACAACAAGAUGUCAGAGGUAGAGUACAUUACACCUUCCACAACACUUGUAAUUUCAAACCAAAGGCAAAUUCAGACAAACACUCAAGUCCUUUGCCUCCCCUCCGAAGUCUCUCUUCAAAAGGUCGGAAUGAGAGCCAAGAGUCUACUGACAUUUACCAGUCCAAAGAUCAAGAUCAGACCAGAACAUCCAGCCCUUUACGACAAUGUAAAGUACCUCCCAGAGACCCUUAUCCCAAGAACAAGUCAAGGAAAGAUGGUUCUCCGUUAACAACCUUUGCGAUAGAUAUCCAUCCAGCUAACAAGACUUCAUGCACUCUAAAGGCCAAACAAGGCCAAACUUAUGAGGACAAUACCUCAAUUUCAUUAAAUUUUUCUGGGAAAUUAUGCAAAACUAAAAGUCCUGAGAGAAAUCCCAUGUCCCUUGGCCAAGACAGCUCAGAGCUUCUUACCAUCCCAUUAGACAGUAAGCCAUUCCACUCCACAGCUGCUUGCUCACAGAUCUCAGCCUCCAUGCAGCUGUUUAUGUCAGCUAAACAUGGUGACAGUGAAGAAGACUGCCCCGUCAAAGCCGCUCUAGAAUGUGCCAAACCCAGACCCAUUUCUAUUUCCAAGAGUCUAGAAGACCUGGCAUCCACCCCCGCAUUGUCCGCAGUGACUACAAACACCAAAACAUCUUUCUCAGUCCCGGAGCAGAUGAAGAUGUUGAGUUUGUCUGUGCCUGCAUUCAAUCAUGAUGAGAUGGAUUACAGAAAAACUGACUGUGCAUCAGUGAGCAGUUUCGAAUUCGACAGACUGAAACCAUACAAUACUUCCUCUAGUAUUUGCUCUGAAGUGGCAUCAAUGUCUUCUGUCACUGGCAGUGCAAUGAGUAUCUACAGUAGUGAGUUUGGUAAUGUGGAGGUCAAAGGCACAAUCCAGUUUGCCAUUCACUAUUUGCAAAAACUAGGAGAGUUCCACAUCUUUGUGGUGCAGUGCGAACAUCUUGCCGUGGCUGAUCCUAAGAGGAACCGGUCUGACCCGUAUGUUAAAUGUUACUUACUACCCGACAAAGCAAAAUAUGGAAAGAAGAAAACCUGUGUGAGGAAGAAAACCCUGGAUCCAACAUACAACGAAAUUCUGAGGUUCAAGGUUCCAAUGGAUACUUUAAAAACUCUGAAACUAAACCUCUCUGUGUGGCACAAUGACACCUUUGGCCAUAACAGCUUUCUUGGAGAGACUGAGCUUGAUCUGGCUGAAUGGGACUUCAAUAACACACAAAGGAACGAAUAUCUACUUAAAGGCAGGCAGGCUCAAGUUCUUCCCAGCCCAAUUCAUUCUGCCUGUAGUGAAGAAAUAAGAGCAGAGAUGAGAGUCGUUUUGCGUUUUCUCUCACAGACUUCUGACACUCACAAAAACAAAGUGAAUGGCGAGGUGCAAAUCUGGGUGAAAGAAUGCAAGAAUCUGCCUAUUUCCAGAGGUUCUAUCGACCCUUUUGUUAAAUGCACAAUCCUUCCAGAUACCACCCGUAAAAGCCAUCAGAAGACCAGAGUGUUGAAAAAAGCAUGCAACCCAGAGUUUAAUCAUACUAUGGUUUAUGAAGGCUUCAAGCCUGAGGACCUGAAAGAGGCCUGCGUGGAGCUUACUGUGUGGGAUCAUGACCGACUCCACAACUACUUCAUUGGGGGUAUUAGGCUUGGUGCUGGUACAGGUAAAAGUUACGGAGCUGAUGUGGACUGGAUGGACUCUAACGGUGCUGAAGCAGCCCUGUGGGAGAGAAUGAUGCAGUGCCACAAUGAAUGGGUGGAAGGUGUACUACCUUUGAGAAUGCUGGUUAUGGCUCGAAUGUCUAGAUAGUCCAGACCAUGAACACAGAAGCACAAUGUGUGUGAAUUGAAGAAUAUGAAAUAAUUUUGAUGUAUGAACUGUAUCAUUUCUUUAUUUGUAAUUUUACAUAUGCCUUUAAACAUUGGUGGUUUCUUGAAAGUAUGGAUACGGAAAAGGUGGAAAAUAUGUUAAUUAAAAAUACUAUGCUUUUUGUGAAGUAUUCAUCUAGGAAACAUUCAUAUUUUCAAGUUACAGUUUUUUUGUUUAUAAAUUGUUUCAUUGGUGUUCUUAAGAUACUGAAUAAAUACAAUGUAUUUUAAUAAACCUUUUAAACUGACAAACUUUCCUUACGUUUAUGUUUAAUAUUACGUAUGCUCAAUAUCUUGUACUAACAAAUAACAAGAGCAGUUUUGAAAAUAUUUUUUUUAAAGUUCAGUAUGCUGCUUUCCAGACAUGUCGGAUUUAAGAUAUUUCCCAACUAAGCCCGGCAAUCACUCCUGAAAAAGCACUGUUUGAAUGUUUAUUAAUACUUUUACUUUUUACUUAAUCAUUAUAAUUUUAGUGUUUUAAUAUUACUAAAAACAUUCAAAUGGGAACCUGGACGUUUUUUUUAAUUCGAGG